AUGGAGUGCGUUUUCGGAUUAGUCGGUAAUGGCUUCGCUAUUGUGGUGGCUGAUACAUCCGCAGUUCAUAGCAUCCUCGUUCACAAGUCCAACGAGGACAAGAUCAUGCUCCUCGAUUCACACAAACUUGUUGCGGCUAGUGGCGAACCCGGCGACAGGGUUCAAUUUACUGAGUAUAUUCAGAAAAACGUUGCUUUGUAUCAGUUCCGUAAUGGGAUCCCUCUCACCACCGCCGCCGCCGCCAAUUUCACUCGUGGUGAGCUCGCCACAGCUCUCCGCAAGAACCCCUACUCUGUGAACAUCCUUCUUGCUGGUUAUGACAAAGAGACUGGACCAUCACUAUACUACAUUGACUACAUUGCAACACUACACAAGCUUGAAAAGGGAGCUUUUGGUUAUGGUUCCUAUUUUUCACUAUCAAUGAUGGACAGACACUAUCACAGUGGAAUGUCUGUGGAAGAAGCAAUUGAUCUUGUUGAUAAGUGCAUUGUGGAAAUCAGAUCAAGGUUGGUUGUCGCACCUCCAAACUUUGUUAUCAAAAUUGUUGACAAGGACGGUGCAAGAGAGUAUGCAUGGCGCCAAUCAGUCCAGGACACACCUGUUCCUUCAGCUUGA
This is a messenger RNA of Lathyrus sativus (Indian pea), 615 nucleotides long. The record is from the annotation of a GenBank genome assembly. NCBI's taxonomy places the organism in Eukaryota, Viridiplantae, Streptophyta, Magnoliopsida, Fabales, Fabaceae.